UUUCGAUUUUCAAGGUUUUGUUUGUUACAUUAGCUUAUGUAAAUGAAUUUGGAAGGAAACGAGGGGAGUUCUUUGAGACGUAAGUGGAAUUCUGUUGGAAUAGCAGUGGAUUUCUGUUGUCUGUGGAAGAGUUUCCCUUUCUGGUCUGGGUAGUUGAUUUUGUGUUAAGAAAAUGCUAAGAACCUUAGGAUUAAUGUCAUCGUUUGAUGCUUGGUGGACGGUGAUAAUUUCAGGAAAAUUUUCCUGCAAGUUGCUGUGGCUGAGCCGGAGGGGCAUACAGGUGUUGGAGUAGGAGGAUAAGUUAAAUGAAGUGCUUGGGAGUCGUUUGAGAGUGCAGAAUGAGUUGUGGAGAGGAGAGCAAAGAAGGUGGAGAUGAAGGGGAAAUUAAGCGGACGGCGAAGGAGAACUCUGUUGAGAUUGGUGGUAACAUCGAGAAACAUUCAGUCACACCGAAUGGAUUGAUUCCAACGUCAGAGUUCCAGAUUGACGAGAAACUGCUGAUAGACCCAAAAUUACUAUAUGUCGGGUCUAAAAUCGGAGAGGGAGCUCAUGGGAAAGUUUAUGAAGGAAGAUAUUGUGAUCAAAUUGUUGCUGUCAAAGUUCUCAAUCGUGGAAAUACCCCAGAAGAAAAAGCUAAACUUGAAGGACGUUUUAUCCGUGAAGUUACAAUGAUGUCUAGAGUAAAACAUGAGAACCUUGUCAAGUUCAUUGGAGCUUGUAAGGAUCCUUUAAUGGUGAUAGCUACAGAGCUUUUGCCAGGAAUGUCACUUCGGAAGUAUUUGGUCAGUAUACGUCCAAAACUAUUAGAUCUUCGUGUAGUGAUAGGUUUUGCCCUUGAUAUUGCUCGGGCCAUGGAUUGUCUACAUGCCAAUGGGAUUAUACACAGAGAUCUUAAGCCUGACAAUUUGUUACUAACGGAGAAUCAAAAGUCUGUAAAACUUGCGGAUUUUGGUCUUGCAAGAGAAGAAUCUGUGACUGAGAUGAUGACUGCAGAAACAGGAACCUACCGUUGGAUGGCUCCUGAGAAAUACUCUUUUUACCAGGAAGCUGACUCUGAAUUGCAGUUAUAUAGCACUGUGACUUUGCGUCAGGGAGAGAAGAAGCAUUACAACAACAAGGUUGAUGUCUAUAGCUUCGGAAUUGUCUUAUGGGAGUUAUUGACCAACCGAAUGCCAUUUGAAGGCAUGUCAAACUUGCAGGCUGCUUAUGCUGCUGCUUUUAAGCAAGUGAGGCCGACUUUGCCUGACGACUUACCUCCUGAUCUUGCAUUCAUCAUACAAUCAUGUUGGGUGGAGGACCCUAAUGUUCGGCCCAGCUUCAGCCAGAUCAUUCGCAUGCUAAAUGCAUUCGUUUUCACGCUCACACCUCCCAUGCCAGAAUCAGACACCCCCAAAGUAGCAGCACCAAGUCAUGAUGGUGUGAUCACAGAGUCCUCUGCACGUGCAAGAGGGAAGUUUUCUUUCCUUUGCCAACUUUUCGCAGCAAGGAGAACAAGGAACAUGCAUUGAAGGGGUGAAUUUUGGUAAGUUUGUUUAUUUUGACCAAAGAAGUCCCUCCAUGGUCGGUAUAUAUUCUUCAGUUGAUUGGUGAUUAAUUGUCUGAAACAUGGCGGCUUGCAAGGAUGAGAAAACUGGAUGAAAAUACUGUUAGUAUUAGUAGAAAGCCACAAAUAAAAGUGGAAUGUAGAAAAAA
Molecule: messenger RNA, 1692 nt
Organism: Telopea speciosissima
Lineage: Eukaryota; Viridiplantae; Streptophyta; Magnoliopsida; Proteales; Proteaceae
Product: serine/threonine-protein kinase STY13-like
Exons: 8
Coding region: 339-1508 (389 amino acids)
Biological process (GO): protein phosphorylation
Molecular function (GO): ATP binding; protein kinase activity
Source: RefSeq, a predicted model, not a curated record